AUGUAUUCCGCCAUCCUUCCCAAGGUGGCUGCGUUGAAGUCCCGCAUUCCGCUGCUGAAAGGGCUUCGUCUCAACUUUAUAUUGAUCCAUUACAUCUACAUCAUUGCCAUGUCAUUGAUCACUUCGAUUAUUAUCUAUCCAGGAAGUGAACUCGACUAUAUCGAUGCUCUUUUCUUCUGCGCCGGUGCCGCAACCCAGAGUGGUUUGAAUCCGGUCGAUGUCAACAAACUUAGAACAUACCAGCAGGUUAUCCUCUAUUCCUCUUCCAUGCUCACCACGCCGAUCUUUAUCCACUCCGUCCUCGUCUUCAUCCGGCUCUAUUGGUUCGAGAAGCGGUUUCAACAUAUUGUGCAGGAUGCUCGAGCGCUGCGCCAGACCAGAACCCGAAACCGCACGAUCAGUCAGGAUAAGGAUACUGGCUCACUGAGCAGAGAAGAAGCCGGUAUUGGUGGUCGGCCGAUUGUGGUUUUGCGCAACAACGUACAGGAUUUCGCGCACAGAGAUCAAGAGUCGGCUGUCCCGACUCCGCGAGACUCGUCCCCUGGGUCGCCGUCCCAAGCCGACAGUGCGUCUAGUCUGGAAAACCAGAACAACAGGCUGGGACUGGGGCUGGGGCUGGGCAGCUUGCGGGUACCAACGCAACUCGACCCGGAGCAUCACAUCGCCUUCCUGGAACAACAACGGAAGAAUAAAGGAGCGUUGCGCAUUCCGAGUCCUCGAGAGUAUGACCGCGGCGGUGUUCCGGAGGUCCUCGAGGAGGCUGAUGAGGGGAAUGAGGACAAACAGGCGCCCAGCAUUGACUCCGAUGAUAGCGCACGAAGCAUGGAGGAUUCCGAUCAGGUCGGGCCGCUGGACGGGCCGCAUAUUACCAUCAACGAGCCGGACAUGCAGCGAACGAAAACGAGAAAUUCCACCUUUCCCCAAUUGGACACUCGACCCACCUUUCGUGAAACCAAAGAUCUCGAGGAUACCUCGCCUCUGGGGCGUACGGGCACGAGACGCCCUACGUUCAGCAAUAUUGUACGCUCUCUGACGCAGGAACGAGAACGUACAACGCUUCCUUACCUGAGCUGGAACGCUACUGUCGCACGGAAUUCUAACUUUGUCGACCUGACUGAGGAGCAGCGUGAUGAGCUCGGAGGUAUCGAGUAUCGAGCCUUGAAAACCUUGGCGAUUGUCCUCAUUUCAUACUACCUAUUUUUCCACAUUUUUGGCAUAAUCUCCCUUGUUGGUUGGAUUAUGACCACCCACUGGGGUACAGUCGUGGAGGAAAUUGGUCAGGGUCGCCCCUGGUGGGGUAUCUUCACUGCAGGGUCGGCCUUCAAUGAUGUCGGCUUCACCCUUACUCCUGAUUCCAUGAGCUCAUUCCAGACGGCCGUGUUCCCCCUUCUGCUGAUGACAUUUCUGAUUAUCAUCGGCAACACCGGCUUUCCGUGUAUGCUACGCCUGAUCAUCUGGGCCCUGUCCAAAGUUGUCCGACGGGAAACCGCCAUCUGGGAGGAGCUCAAAUUCCUCCUGGACCACCCGCGCCGAUGCUUUACCCUACUCUUUCCUCGAAACGCAACGUGGUGGCUUUUUGCAAUUCUCAUCGCUCUGAACGGUAUCGAUCUGAUCUUCUUCAUCAUUCUGGACUUGAACGACCCGACUGUCACCGCCUUGUCCCCUGGAAUUCGUGUGCUCGAUGGUCUUUUCCAGGCCGCAUCCACGCGAACUGCAGGGUUCGGUGUCGUGAAUGUGGCAAACCUUCACCCUGCGAUUCAGGUCUCUUACAUGAUUAUGAUGUAUAUUUCUGUUUUCCCGAUUGCCAUCUCCAUGCGACGAACCAACGUGUAUGAAGAGAGAAGUCUGGGCAUCUAUGCGGGAGGUGAUGAAGAUGACUCCUCCGACACCCAUUCUCCACCAAGUUAUAUCGGGUUCCAUUUGCGAAGGCAGCUGAGUUUUGAUCUGUGGUAUGUUUUCUUGGGACUGUUCAUCAUCGCCAUUGUCGAGGGCCCGCGCCUUCAGGCCGUGAACGAGUACGCUUUCCAAAUGUGGGCGGUUCUUUUCGAGAUCGUCUCGGCCUACGGCACCGUUGGGCUAUCACUUGGCUAUCCCGGUGUCAAUACGUCCUUCUCCGGUCAGUUCAAAGUAAUAUCCAAGCUGGUCAUUAUUGCCAUGCAGGUCCGCGGUCGCCAUCGUGGUCUCCCGUAUGCGCUGGAUCGUGCGAUUUUGCUUCCGUCUGAGUCCCUCCAAGACAAAGAAAUCGCCGACGCGGAGAAACGGAUGCGUCGUCGCAGCUCCAACCUCAGUACCAUGUCUGACAUGAACCGGACGUUCUCGCAAUCUCGGGCCGAGAACGGUGUGAGCACCGGCUUAGAGAAUAAGGACAAGGACAAGGACAAGGGCCGGAAUAGUCAUUCAUGGAUGAACGGUGACAAUAUCAUCCGUCGCCACUCCACACUGCGUUCCUCGAGGUCCCAACGAUAG
Molecule: messenger RNA, 2466 nt
Organism: Aspergillus clavatus NRRL 1
Lineage: Eukaryota; Fungi; Ascomycota; Eurotiomycetes; Eurotiales; Aspergillaceae
Product: potassium ion transporter
Exons: 1
Coding region: 1-2466 (821 amino acids)
Biological process (GO): potassium ion import across plasma membrane; intracellular potassium ion homeostasis
Cellular component (GO): plasma membrane
Molecular function (GO): high-affinity potassium ion transmembrane transporter activity
Source: RefSeq, a predicted model, not a curated record